CCAUGGCUGUGCCCCCAAUGGGCACCGGUCCCCCUUUGGGUGCUGCUUCACAGUCCUCCAGGGUGGCGGCUUCCUGGCGGGAGGGCAGCAUGAUGUGCAGAACCAUGAUGGGCAGCAGCGGCUGCUUUGGCUUCAGCAGUGGCGGGAAGCGGGUCAGGGAGCUGAUGACCCCGUGGAUCCCAUCAGAGCGUCCAUCUGGCGCGGCAGUGAUUGGGCCUUAUGGAGACGAGCUGCCCUGGCCCGUCGGGCCGCGCCACUGGGGCCGAUGCCCAACGAGGAUGUGGACGUGAGCCGGCUGGCCUCGCUGGAAAAGUACCGGAGCUUCGACCGCUACCGGUGCCGGGCAGAGCGGGAGGCCAAGGCACCGCACUGGUGGAAAACCUACAAGGACUACUUCGGGGAGGAGCCAGAUCCCGAAGACCAGGUGGACAUCGGGCUGCCCCCCGCCCAGACUCAUCGGCAGCAGCAGCUCCGGGAGCGGAAGCAGCUCUUGAAGCAGAUCCGGAGCUCCCCAGAGCAGGAGAGAGCGGCCCGCCUCCGGACGGCCCUGAUCCCCCUGGAGGAGGUGAAGGCCGAGUGGGAGAGGACCGCCGGCCCCUACCACAAACAGCGUGUGGCUGAGCACUACGGCCUGUAUCGGGACCUGUUCCGAGGAGCCACCUUCGUGCCCCGUGUCCACCUCAGGGUCGCUUACAGCCUCGACCAGGACUACGUAAUGCCUGUGUACCACGGGAACGAGGUCACCCCCACCGAGGCCUUCAGUGCCCCCGAGGUGACGUACGAGGCCGAGGAGGGCUCCCUGUGGACGCUGCUGUUCACUAGUCUGGAUGGGCACCUCCUGGAGCCGGACGCCGAAUACGUCCACUGGCUGGUGACCAACAUCCCGGGGAACCAGGUGGCCGCGGGCCAGGAGCAGUGCCACUACCUGCCCCCCUUCCCCGCCCGGGGGACCGGUUUCCACCGCCUCGUCUUCCUCCUCUUCAAACAGGAUCAUCUCAUUGACUUCUCUGAGGACACUCGGCCCUCGCCAUGCUCCAGCCUGGCCCAAAGAACCUUCCGCACCUUCGACUUCUACAAGAAGCACCAGGACUCCAUGACUCCGGCCGGCUUGGCCUUCUUCCAGUGCCGCUGGGAUGAUUCGGUCACCAGCGUCUUCCACCGGCUGCUGAACAUGCGGGAGCCAGUGUUUGAUUUUGUGCGGCCGCCCCCGUACCACCCCAAACAGAAGAAGUUCCCCCACCAGCAGCCGCUGCGCUACCUGGAUCGCUACAGGGACAGCCAGGAGCCCAGCUACGGCAUCUAUUGAGUUGGGGCGGGCUGGGGGCUGCAGCCCUGCCCAGGCCUCCUGCCGGCCCGGACCCCGUGGGACGUGGGUUGG
Messenger RNA from Tachyglossus aculeatus (Australian echidna), 1378 nucleotides. RefSeq names its product mitochondrial ribosomal protein L38 (gene MRPL38). NCBI's taxonomy places the organism in Eukaryota, Metazoa, Chordata, Mammalia, Monotremata, Tachyglossidae. The record is from RefSeq and is a predicted model, not a curated record. Gene Ontology annotation, cellular component: mitochondrial large ribosomal subunit.